This is a messenger RNA of Xenopus tropicalis (tropical clawed frog), 6832 nucleotides long. RefSeq lists its product as uncharacterized. Lineage: Eukaryota; Metazoa; Chordata; Amphibia; Anura; Pipidae. Gene Ontology annotation, molecular function: calcium ion binding. The record is from RefSeq and is a predicted model, not a curated record. The transcript is spliced from 5 exons. Gene Ontology annotation, cellular component: host cell; membrane; extracellular region. The coding region runs from base 44 to 6355 and encodes 2103 amino acids.
AUGCACUGACCCAGUGUAUUGCCGGGGGGCUCAGGUGCCGGCCAUGAAGGCUUCUGGGACAUGCGUUGGGUUGUGGCUGGCGGUGCUGGUGCUUGGGGCCGGGGUGGUCGAGGCACAGGGAGGAGAUGAGGAAGGGCCAAAAGAUUUCCUCCUGCUGGAAGGGUACCGCUCGGCCAUUUAUGGGGCAGAAUGGAGGCAGCAGGAUCUCAGCUCCGGGAGCCAAAAUCUACAUUCAUGGGCGGCGGCUUCACAGACAGAUGAUGGUUCCCAAAGAGAACAGGUAGCUUCAGGUUUGGUGGAAGAAAACAACAGAGAGGAGAGCAGAUGGUUGGCCCAACUGGAUGACAUUGACCAUGAAGCAAUCCUGCGCAUUGGCACAGACCAAACAGUACUGAAGGCCGGAGAGGACCUGUAUAACAAGGAGAGCACUAUAGACCGGAACAAAUGUUUGCUGGAUUGGGAUGAGUCUACUGGACAAUUUAAAUUAGUUAAAUCAAAAGGAGAUGGGGGGAUUGAUAUCACAGCACAUGAUAAACUCACAGUGGUCGGACACGGAGGUCACCGAGAUGGAAAAGUAUCUGUUGGGGGAAAGACAUCUGAUCAGUUAGCCAAAGCUGUAUUAAGCCUCUGGGAAAGCACGGCCCCCAUUCACUGGCCAUCUAACAUGAAGGUAAUAGAGGAGAUCAGCAUACUCUCCUGUGAAGUUGGGGCCGGUGAGCAAGGGGAAACCUUUACCAAAGAAUUCCUGUUGGCCCUGAAGGAAGGUGGCACCACGGUUGGCUCAGUCUCAGUCCGUACUACAGAGGUUAUAGUGGAUGAAGAUGGAAGGAAAGUAACUAUUGAUGUUGACGAUCCAGAUCUGUGGAGCAGGCACAACCCGGGGCACAAGCGCAGAUUCUAUCUGGGGGAGGACAACAUUCUCAGGGAGGUGAGCGACACAAGGGGCAGGAGCCCAGAGUGGAUCCAGAAGAUGGGAAAUGCUAUUGAGUAUGACCCUUUAAUUAACACUAAUAAGAUUCUAUGCAUGAAGGAUGGUCACAAUACAUACAAAAUUCUGGACACUGACAUAGAAAAUAUUAUUGAGAAUAAGGCAAGAGAGCUUUUUGGCACAGAAAUAACUUCACCAAUUGAUACAAAAGAAGAACAAAUGGAUGUCUAUUACAAAUCUACAGAGGAUGGAGAACUACAGCGUGAAGAGAUAGAUGUACGCAUUGUGCAGAGUCUGGAUGGCUUACUUUAUAAUAUUAAGGACAUCAUACAGACUGCUAACAACAUUAGAAAGAAUGUUCUAGAAGAACCACAGAACAAGCAACUCUUGCAAAGAUACGAUAUCAUUCAAGAAAACGAUUAUAAUUUGAAAACUGCAUGGGAAAAACUGAUGCAAACUGCAAAGUCACGCGUCAUCGAUCAGAACGAUAAAACAAGAUUAGGAGAUAUCAUUACGGAAACUGAGAGACAGCUGUCUAAUGCAGGUAAAUUCUACCGCUUCAAAGAUUUCAUCUACAGGAUCAACAUGGAUAACUUCUAUGUCCGCUUGUAUGGGACAACCACUUCAGAACCAUUCAUGGAUAAAGAGACAUCCAAAGACCUUAUAACGAUUAGAAAUGAAGAGUUUAUAAAUUAUCCAGAUAUAGGAAAAAACAUGCUUAACAAGGAUACCUUUGCAGAAAUGGCUAGAGAUUGGAUUGAUGACAACAAGAUAAAUGUUGAUGUUAAUCCUUAUGAUGGAGCUGGGGUACUCGCCACACAUAUUGCUGAGGCAGUUCGUAAUCCCCGAAUGUUUUUAACAAACCGGCUAUUGUGGGAUACAACGUCAGGGUGGAGUAACUUUAAGAAUUAUGAGCCCAUGCUACGUGGAGGUACUUGGAAAGGAAACCAUGCAGCUAUUGGUCUGGACUAUGCUACAACUGACCCAGGAAUGAAACAGAACGUUCCAAGGGAAACCAUCUAUGGUAUGAAGUUGUGGCUUGCAAGGAAAUUCAGUACUAUAUUUCAGCUAAAACCUUUUAGUUCCGGUAACAACUUCCCAGAUAUCCCACAGGAUAAGCUCAAUGUUCAGUUGCAGAUGAUAAAUGAGAAUAUUCCACUGACAAACAAUGAAAUUGAUUAUAACUGUAGAGAACAGCGAGGGACGUUGUCAGAAAAUGUCAUUCAUGAUCUGCAAGUAAUAGAACAAAGGAGAGGGGAGAGCCUGGAGACAGAAUUCCAGUUGAAGGCAAUGGAAGACAGAGAGACCCUACUAAAGAAAAUCAAAGAAAAGAUAAAUGAACAAACACCAGAAGAUCUCUCCAAGUACCAGAAGAUGAAGCUGAUUGAGACAUAUGCAGAUGGCAUUAAGAUUGUGCUGGAAAAUAAACAAAAUCCUUCAGAAACUAAAGAGAUUUUCAUGCCUGGUGAACGUGGUGCCCUGAAAUCAGAAGAGUUGGUUCAUUCCUAUUUCAGCGAUAUCCAUGCAGCCUCUGGCAAAAUCAACCAUGCCUUGGGUAUCUAUGGAAUGGUCAUGGGCUUCCAGGCAGCCAAUCAGAUGUUUGCUGAGGGGAGAGAUUUGGAAGGGGGGAUCAUGUUAGUUCAGGGGGUACAUGGAGUUACAGAGAUGACUGGAAUUAAUGCAGCAGUAAAUGACUUUGUUUCCAAUGUUGCCAAACAAUCCAUCACCAAGAUCUCGGAGGGACUGGAAGAAGCUGCAGCAGCGAAAUUCACAAACUCCUUGGCUGAAGUGGGGGAACUUGCUAAAGGCAUCCCUGUUCUUUCAGCAGCAUUCACUGUAUUUAAUAUCUACGAAGAUCUCCACCAAAAUUCUCCCAUUGGGAUAGUAGAUGCAGCGCUUGAUGGGGUCAUCUUUGUCACAGCUCUGGCUGGCCCGGAAAUGCUUCCCAUCACUGUAGCCUUAACCAUAAUCCGUCUGGUCAUUGACCCCUUGUACAAUGAAAUAAAGCAUGAACUCGAUGCUUUGCCUCCCGACGCGGGUGUUGGAGACAAGUUUCUUGCAGUUAUUACAGGGAUUGGUCUUGCUUUAAGAGAUGUACUCAAUACAUUUGUGGAUAUACUGGAACAAAUAAAUAUAUUUGGGCUAAUAGCCAGUAUCAGUAACCUGGACGAGGAGCACCGGAAGAGCAUGGAGUUAGUAAACCAACUACAGACAGUAGAGAACUAUUUCAAGAUCUUGGAUGAACAGGAUGGAGAUGAAUGUCACCAAAUUGUAGACUUUACUAAAGGUGACUCUUCUGCCUAUGGGGGAAACCUACGGGUUGAGCUGACAGAACAUGGAACAAUGAAAGUUACAAUUGUAAACCCAAUCACAUCUGGCAAACUGGAGCAGGAGAUCACCUUUCAGAAAAACUGUGAGUCCCUGGAUCUGGUUAUGGGUAUUGGGGAAGCCGUAAAUAUUAAACUGAAACAGAAAUCAGCAACAAUCUUCUGGUUUAUUCCAGUGAAAACGGAGGAGGUUAUAUCUUCUGUUACUGCAGAUGAAACAUCAUUGCAUGGAACGUACAUAGGGAACGCCAAACCCAACCGCUUCUUUGCUGUACAACAAAAUGUCAUUGACAAACUGCCUUACACCCUUGAUCAAUAUUAUUAUGAGCUGCACGGAAAUGAUGGGAACGACAUUUUCUUCUUGGGGCCCCAAAAAAGCUUUGUACAUGGAGGGAAUGGGAAGGAUGUCUAUAUCAUUCCCAAGGUAGGAGGCCAGGUAGAGAUCUGCAAUCAAGCCAGUGAUGGGGCCAUGGACCUUUUAAUCUUUAAUGUGACGUUCCAAAAUAUAUGUGCCAGAAAGGUCUCCAAUGAUCUCUCUCUGUUCUACAAUAACAACCAUAAGGCUGUAAUCAAAAAUUGGUUUAACGGAGAAGAAUAUAAACAUAUGAGUUUUAAAAGCUUAGACGGUACCAUGUUUACUAUUGGGGAAGUUCAAUUAAAUGGAAGAGUUACCCUAGCCGCCUCCUACCUGGAUUAUUCAACUAGUGACAAGGGAAUGGAAAUAAACCUACUCAAUCCUCCUUGGGACACAGUUGUGUCAGUGAUUGGGACUAACUUUAGUGAUGUCAUUGUUGGGAAUAAGCUGAAUAAUGUGCUACAAGGUGGAACUGGUACCAAUAGCCUCACUGGCCACGAGGGGAAGGAUAUGUAUAUAAUACACGAGAAAGAGACCUGUGACACUAUUGAUAAUUUUGCCCAUGACGACCAAACAGACAUUGUGGAAUUGCCUGCAGAGUACAGAAAUCUCCGUGUGGUGCUGGACCCCCCACAGUCCCUGAAGAUUUGGGAUUCCAGUAGGAAGGCAUGUGUUAUAAUCAAAGACUGGAAGAAAGGCUGGCAAUGGCAGCACGUUGUGUUCAAAAGCAUCGACUUUGUGGUGUUCCAGGUCUCCAACUCCUCAGCAGAGCCUGAAAUGACCCCAUUAAUAUUAGACUACAGCGAUUCCCAACAUGGGGUGAACGUUGAUUUGAGGUCAAUGCCAGGGAACGAGAAUAUAAUGACAGUCAUCGACUCGCCGUUCCCAGAUACCAUUAUCGGAAACAGCAAAUCAAAUUUCAUAAAAGGAGGAGAAGGAGACACGUUAACUGGGGGAGAUGGAAGAGAUACUUAUGUGGCUGAAUGCAAGUCUGGGGGGGUCACUAUCAAUAACGAAGCUACAGAUAAUGCCCAAGAUGUCCUCUAUAUCAAAGGCAAAUAUGCACUGCUUGACAUUUAUUAUUUUGUAAACAUAGGCGUAUCUGACGGCAUCAGAAUUAUUCGAUCAACUUCUGACCUCAGGAUCAGUAUUGCAGACACUUGCAGUAUAACGUUAUUACAUUGGGCCAGUUCAGAAAACUUCCGCCAUUUACAGCUGCAGACCGAGGACGGCAUCACUUUCAGUAUUUCCCGCGACCUUGUACGUACAGUAUAUGCUGUAGAUAACUCCCGAGGCACAAUACCUACCCGUGAGAUAGACACAAGAACUGGCAUCUACGCCGGGGCAACAAAGAUCAUGGGGCCCCCCGAAUUCUCCAUCAUUUACGGGAACGAAAAGGACAACUACAUUGAUCCUGGAACUCACAGCAUUCUGAUGUACGGCUUUGGUGGGAGUGACACUUAUAUCAUUAGGAACCAUUACGAAGGGGUCUUUAAAAUAAACAAUUAUGCACAAGAUAUUAAAUUAGAUUAUCUGCUGCUUAAUGUCAGUUUUGAUAAUAUUCAGUACAAAUUGGUAGAAGGUCAAGAUCUACAUUUAAGUGCUCCGACAGUCGGUAAAUGGGAAUGCCUGUUGCUAAACUAUGCCAAGAAUGCCAGUUACCGGCACAUAGUGGUGGUGGGCACUGACGUUCGGUUCACGUUCUCGGAUGACCAUCUGGAGAUCCAACCACUGUUUAUAGACAACAGAUUAUCGGCAAAGGAACUGCACCUUAAUCUUUCAGCUGGAAGUUAUCAGUCACUGACAACUGUAUUUGGGGCUCUCCAGAAAAGAAACUUUAUCACUGGAAAUAUGAUGAACAACACGAUUAUUGGUGGAAAAGGUUCUGAUGUAUUAUAUGGAAUUGAAGGGGAUAACACCAUUCAAGGUUCUGGAGGAAAAGACUAUCUUUCAGGAGGAGCUGAUUCAGAUGAAAUCCACGGAGGUGAAGGAAAUGACUUGAUCUUGGGUGGAGCAGGGGAUGAUGUGAUUUAUCCGGGCCAAGGUUCUGACACAGUUUAUGGAGGAACCGGAUCAGACACCUUAUUGUUCCUCGGGGAUCUCGAUAACGCAACUGGGGUAUUGGUGAACCUGGCUCUGGGAUACGGAGUUGGCGCGGAUGCUGAGGGGGAUCUGUACUUUGGAAUAGAGAAUGCCCUGGGCACCAGCUAUGAUGACAUCCUGAUUGGAAAUAAUGAGGAUAAUUACUUAAGCGGGGGAGGAGGCAACGACCUCAUUCAGCCAAUGAAUGGUGAUGAUGUCAUGCAUGGAGGGGAAGGGAAAGAUCUAUAUAAUCUGAUGCAUGCAACUGGCAUGAAAAUGAUCGACAACUUUGCCAAAGAUACAAAAGAAGAUUUGAUUUAUGUCGGGGAAGUUGAAAAAACUACAAAAAUUCUAUUGAGCAGAUCCAGCCAGGACCUCAAUAUAACGCUCACUAGUGGCAAAAACCUGGAUGUUUUUCUUGGGAUUCUAGUGAAAAACUGGUUUAAAUCAGCGGAGCACCGCCAUCUUCUCCUGAAACUUGAUUAUUCAUUUGACAUUGGUUUAUUUUAUAAGAGUUUGGUAGAGUUUGAUUCCGAUUUUAUAGUUUGUGAACUAUCAAUUCAAUCAUACAGAAGUGGGCUUGUUUCUAGGUGCCGACCUCCCACCCUCCAUUUCACUGUGCCAUAUAAAAUAUGGCGUGUCCCACCAAUAUGGCCGAUAUAGUGUCACGUAACCACUGUAAGAGCCUGGGGUUGCAUAUAAUACAUUAUAUCCAACAAAGAAAAGUCCAGUCUCUACAGGGAAGCAUCGUUAGCAGGAAUCAACUCAUCAAAGGGAUCCUUUCAUAAGAAAAUGUUUUUUAAUUUUGAAACUUGAUGUGCGGCUGCCAUUUUCUUAUAUUCCCAAGUUCCCUCAGUCACAUGCUCUGGUAAUUAGCCAUGUGACAGGGUGACUGUUUCAGAUGAGCAGAAAGAAGAUGUAUACUGGUUGCACAAUUGGUAACAGGGGAUCUUUUCAUAUGUUCUGGGGUUUCAUAGACAUUGUAUGUUUAAAAUAUAGGUCUAUGUUUCUAUGUAUCAGUUAUUAUAGGUGUUGAAAUCCAUAUAUAUACGUUGCAUAAUUAUUAAGAAAGAGUUAUUCAUAUAUUGCAUGUGAUGUACCAUCUAAAUAUAAAGAUGUACCACCUAAAGUGCCACCUCA